Messenger RNA from Staurois parvus, 290 nucleotides. Lineage: Eukaryota; Metazoa; Chordata; Amphibia; Anura; Ranidae. The record is from the annotation of a GenBank genome assembly.
UUAAGCCUCCUACACAACUGUUUCUGUUUCAAUUAAUCACUGUGUUUUAACCUACUGUGACAGUGUGGCGAUCUGUCAUGCUGGGAUUCUCAACAAGGCAGGUUGAGGGGCUCCAGGGUAUUUGUUUGAUGCAGAGGAAAGCAGCUUUUCACUUUCCUCAUGUCUUUGUAAAGUCCAUUUUGGGACCUGGAGCCUGGAGAUUUCAAAGUUAUUUGGGAGGGAUGAAUUCUCCAGUCCUCGGCCCAGGUUUUGGGAAUGGCCAGGAGACUGAUUGGUCAGGUGUGCAUGGC